This is a messenger RNA of Athalia rosae (coleseed sawfly), 3774 nucleotides long. Its product is annotated as ornithine decarboxylase 1-like. The transcript has 10 exons. Bases 588 to 2021 code for a protein of 477 amino acids. NCBI's taxonomy places the organism in Eukaryota, Metazoa, Arthropoda, Insecta, Hymenoptera, Athaliidae. Gene Ontology annotation, cellular component: cytoplasm. The record is from RefSeq and is a predicted model, not a curated record. Gene Ontology annotation, molecular function: ornithine decarboxylase activity.
GCGAUUCCAAGUGGUCGGACGGCGAGGGCUCUCUGGUUUCUGUGAUUAUUUUCAAGUGUUCUCAAUUCCAAACGAUUCAUUUUAGCAUACAAAACGUAUAAAUGUUGUCAGUGUAUAAAAUAUAAAAGUUUACAACAGCGCAAACGAAUGUUUUUUCUCGUUCAUCUUCGCACAAAGUCCCCAGCGAGUGAAAUUGACAACAACUGGUCACCACACAGAAAAAUUUCUGCUUCUUCAAAAUCUUAUUGACUGAUUUUUGGGAACCAGUCACCGAAAUCUUCCAUCAUUCCGUCAUCAACCGAGAGCCGACCCGUAGGGUGGCAGUCUUUUGAUAAGGGUUGUAUCUGCGAUAGACUGGUAGGCCAGUCUGUUGGUGGACCACUGACCGGUAACGGCAAUUGGAAAUUAAGCUUGAACGCAGAGCCCCCGUGGCUUUGCUAGCACCCCCUCACCUUCUACGAUAUUCUUGUAACCCGCCUCCUGACGACACGUCUAUCUCUCAUUGACAGCUGCCUCUUUGCUGCCUAGCACCUACGGAGACCUAAAUUAAUCGUCAAGCUCCCCUGUUAAUCAAUCAGUCAAAAAUCAUGAAGGUCACUAACUUGGAUGAACGCAUUCACGUUCUGGACAGCUCUGCAAACGUGAUGACCGUUAUUAGAGACAUUGGCAAUAGCGGCGUACAAGAAGAAGCCUUCUAUGUAUUGGACAUUGGAGACAUUGUUCGGAAGCAUCAAAUUUGGAAGGAACAAUUACCCCGAGUGGAUCCAUAUUAUGCUGUAAAAUGCAAUGACAGUCUCACAGUUCUUGAAGUACUUGCUGCACUUGGUGUCGGAUUUGAUUGUGCAUCAAAGUCUGAAAUUAACAAAGUCUUGGGAAUCGGAGUGGAUUCAUCUCGUAUUAUCUUUGCUAAUCCGGCUAAACCCGCAUCGCAUAUUCGCCAUGCAGCAGCAAUGGGUGUUGAUACUAUGACUGUUGACAAUGAAAGUGAACUGCACAAAAUCAAACAGCUUCAUCCAGUAGCUAAGAUCGUUAUUCGUAUUCGCUGUGAUGCUGAACUUGCUCAAUGCCAGCUGGGCAUGAAAUUUGGCUGUGAUCCUACUCACGAAGCUCCAAACCUCUUGCACCUUGCUCGAAUGUUGGAGCUUGAUGUUGUGGGGAUAAGCUUCCACGUUGGAUCUGGCUGUCAGGAUCCUCCAGUUUUUCAGCGAGCAAUUCGCCAUGCAAGGAUUCUGUUCAACCUGGCAAUUGAUCUUGGUUUCAAACCAUACUUACUUGAUCUUGGAGGUGGAUAUCCAGGAGUCAAAGGAUCUUCCAUUGACAAAAUUGCUGAAGUCAUCAAUGAAGCGCUAGCAGAAUGCUUUCCCACUGAAGACGUCCAUAUUAUCGCUGAACCUGGUCGCUUCUAUGUUGCCUCUGCAUUUACUCUGGCAACGAGCAUUCACAGCAAACGUGCUGUACGCAAAGAUCCGACAUCACCAAAUACCGUUACUCAUGUCAUGUACUACAUCAAUGACGGCGUUUAUGGUUCCUUCAACUGUCUCCUGUACGAUCACCAGCAGGUCAUUCCUCUUCCGCUCAAGAAUGGAUGCGGCAAAAUGAUACAGUCAAGCAUUUGGGGUCCUACUUGUGAUGGUCUCGAUCAAGUCGUUGAAAAUGUUCUACUGCAUGAUAUGGACCUCGGAGAAUGGAUCAUUUUCGAGAAUAUGGGCGCAUACACGUUGCCUGUCGCUUCUCCUUUCAAUGGAUUCCCUGUACCUAAAGUCCAUGUUGUUGCAGAUGAAGGCGUUUGGCUUAUGCUUAAAGAUGCUUUCCCUCUGACUGAGGAUCACUUUGUGAUUGGAAACACACCGAGUAACCUACGUCUUGGCUUAGAUAUCGGGGGUACUAAUAUAGAUGGGUGGACCGACCCAAGUAUCGACAUGGCCGCAUCUGAAAUCUUAGCUGGCUCGUCUGAUCCUACGGCAUCGUUCUUGUAUGACUACGUUGAGAAAAUGGUUCGAGGCAGGAUGCUGGAUCUUUGAGGUGCAAUGGGCGCGAGAUUACCCCAAGUAAAGCAUCAUUCAGUAAUGUUAUUUAUAAAAAAUGAUUUUCUAACAAAUUAACAGUUCAAAUAUUGCCAAAAUACCUGUUACGCAACACGGAUUGGUACCUCGGAAUAUUAAUAUCCGGCGGAUCAACCGUUACCUUGAUAUAACCGUGUUUGAAUUCGCUAUAUAAUUGUGGAUUUUAUUGUUGAAUUUCAUUACUCCGUGAAAACUAAUAUUUUGGUGCUAAUCACUUGAGACAAUAGUAAAUUUUUAAAUUGAUUUCAUUUGAGUCUAACCCCAAAUUCGUUCAUUUCAUUUGAGCUGAUCUUGAGCAAUCUGCCUCGUAACCUAUUAUUAAUCGAUAAUAUAAAGGUGUUAGCAAGAAUUUAAUCGUAAGUGUCUGACAUAUUUCAGGCUUAAUUGUAAACUGGAGAAGCUUCGUAUCGAGACGUCUCCAUUUGUUGUGUGUCAUGUUUAGAAGUAUAUACAUAUACGUAAUUCUGAAUUUGCCUUCAUGAGCACAGGAUGACAAAUUUCAAUUACUUCAUUGCAAGUCUCUCAUUUACAGACACAUCUCUUGUCACAUGAUCUGAAAAUAGUGCUGCAGCGCUAAUCUUUGUGAACGGAUUAGAAUCCUGGUAUCAUUGACAAAUAGGAACAAAUACAACUAGUAUAAUUUAUUCACCACUUACUCCAACCAUAAAUGUCAAUGAGCUUUGGACUCAUUACAAAGAAUUCAGUGAUUAAUGCAAUUAACUAAAGUUUUACUAAGUAUAGAAAACUAGUUCACCAGUUGUAUGAAAAAUCUUUAUCAGCUCCAUGUCUUAAGUUUAAAGAUACAAUUUUCAUUUGAUUCUUUUUUCUCUCAGUAUAUUGAGAAUCGAAUAACUUCGAACUGAUCACAGCUGAAGUAUUUUACCCGGUAUGAGCUACAGCAAUUUUAUCGUUAACAUGAUUAAGAAAAAAAAACAAUACAUUCGAUGUUCUUGAUGUGAACGUAAUCAAUUACAUUUAUAGGUAUGUGUAUACAAAAAAAAAAAUUUCAAUUUUUCAUUGCACUUACAAUUUUUAACAUUGCUUAGAGAUGUGCUCUUUUUUUUAUUUUGCUUUUUGUAUUGUUUUUAUUUAUUAACUUUUUCUUCUUUUCUCCUAAUAUUUUGCGCGUACUUUCAGCGAUUCUGCAUCUUGCAGUGAGUUAUAUUUGAACGAAGGCUUGUAAGAUGCGGGACUGUUGUUGUAUUGCUAUAAUAUUGAACACAUUUUUUUCCACUGUAGUCUCUUUUGCCGUGAAAGGGUUUUCGUAUAAAUCAGUCGCAUUAUUUUAUGAAAAAAUUAAUUGUGCACAGCAAAAGCGAGGUAGUGACUUUAGAGUGUUGAAGCGAAAAAAUAUAAUAAUUGAAAAAAAAAAAAAAAUGAUAUAAAAAUAAAGUAAACAAAAAAAAAUAAUAAUAAAUAAGAAUCAGCGAAACAAAACAGAGGGGCAAAAUAAUUAAUAAUUAACGGGGAAUCAUUGUAUACAAUCGCUGCUUAUAUUAUAUAUAGUGGCUUAUUUACGGAAAAAUAUUCUCUGUAGGAGAGCUAGGUACUUCGAAGCAUUGAGGCAGCUGUCACAGAAAGCAAAAGAUAAUUAAGUUUUAAUUAAUUAUUAUCCUAAUUGUAUUAUAUCUCAUAUAUAUUAUUAUUAUUUACACAAUAUUGGAUGCAUACAAGCAGUUUAGAUCAAUAAAAUUACUUUGAAUGGACCAAA